AUGGCAAGCAUCAAUAAGAUCGAUGAUGAGAGACCUGGUUUCGACAUUGUAGAGGCCAGCAUCCAGGACCACCGCAACGCCCUCAAUUUGGGCAAAACAAGCAGUGUCGACCUAGUCAUUGCAUAUCUAAACCGUAUUGCUCGCUACGACACAUGCAAAGGCCUCGGUGCCUUUACUGUAUUCAACGACAAUGUCCUUGAGGAAGCAGCAGCCUCUGAUGCACGUCGGGCCCAGGGUCUGGAGCCACGACCCCUAGAAGGCAUACCCUACACGAUCAAAGACAGCUACAAGGUCGCCGGAAUGACUGCAACUGCAGGAUCCCCUGCGCUCAAGGGUGUCAUGUCAAGUGAAGACUCUGCAAUCGCAAAGAAGUUGCGGGAUGCAGGAGCGGUGCUGAUUGGGAAGACAAACAUGCCCCCUAUGGCCGCCGGGGGUAUGCAACGAGGCAUGUAUGGUCGCGCAGAAUCGCCUUAUAAUUCAAAGUAUCUUACAGCAGCCUUCUCCUCUGGUUCCUCGAACGGAGCAGGAACCUCGGUAGCGGCAAGCAUGGGGGCUUUCGGCAUGGGCAGUGAGACUGUUAGCAGCGGGCGCAGUCCAGCUUCAAACAAUGCCCUCGUCUGCUACACGCCAUCAAAAGGACUACUGAGCUGCCGAGGACUGUGGCCGUUGUAUGUCACGUGCGACGUACCCACACCGUACGCGCGCUCAGUUAGUGAUAUGCUGGAGAUUCUGAAUGUAAUUGUUACACCGGACCAAGAUACGACAGGAGACUUUGUGCGAGAACAAAAGCAUGUGCAAAUACCCCAGCCCCCUCAGAUAGACUACACGACUCUGCGCAACACUCUAGCGUUCAAAGGAAAACGGGUUGGAGUCCCAAAAAUGUAUAUCGGCCAGAAAGACUCGGAUCCAUACGCAAAGCCUACCUAUGUUUCACCAGAGGUCAUUGCACUGUGGGAAAACACAGCCAAAAACCUCCAAGAUCUAGGUGCAGAAAUUGUUUACACCGACUUUCCUCUAGUUACAAAUUACGAAAACGACUCGGUAUCCGGUGAAGCCAACAACGUACAAAGCCAACCAGCAAACUGGAACCUCAUAGAACGCGGCAUCCUCAUCGCACAAGCCUGGGACGCCUUUCUCGUGCAAAACAAUGACGCCAAAAUUAAAUGUCUAGCAGACAUCAAGGAUUCCGCAAUGUUAUUCCCCAAGCCCCCAGACUACAAACCCGACACCUUCCUCGAAGUCCGCAACUGGAUCGAUUACGCCGGUCUCCCCAAGCUCGUCCAGAAAACCAGCAUCCACGGAGUGCAAGGCUUGAAGCAAGCGCUCGAAGCGCUCGAAGCCCAGCGCAAACGUGACCUGGAAGACUGGAUGGAUACCCAUAAGCUAGACGUCCUUGCGUUCCCCGCCCAAGGCGACGUUGGGCUCGCAGAUUUAGAAUUCAAUCUCGACAGCACAACGCACAGCCUGCGCAACGGCGUCAAGUACUCGAACGGGAACCGCGCGAUUCGCCACUUGGGCGUGCCGACCGUCAGUGUGCCCAUGGGUCUCAUGAGCGAGAAGAAGAUGCCGGUUAAUAUUACGUUUGCAGGCCAGGCGUAUCGCGAUGCGAAGUUGUUCGAGUUUGCGUAUGCGUUUGAGACGGCGACGAGGAGCCGGGUUGCACCUCCGCGCACACCGGGGUUGCCGACGGAUAUCGCUACUUCGGCGGUAAAGUCGCUGGCGGAGGCUGAGCCGGUGAUAGUUGGGGUUGAGGCCAAGGUGGACGAGCGAUCAGGUUCUGGGGAGAUUUCUAUGGUUGUUCGUGGUACGCUGCACAAGGUGGUGCCGCAGACUAGCGUGCAGGUUUUCGUUGAUGGCAAUCGAGUAGCCGAUAUGACCACGGAUGGCGCUGAGUGGUCUAUUACACAUAGCCAUGUGCCCGAGAGACCGCCGAUUCUGGGCUGGGAUCUUAAGCCGUUGCCGCCUAGGGAUGUUAUGAUUCUGGUUGUUGUGACGAGCAAAGGUGACGGUAAGGGAAGUGGAAAGAGGGAGGCUAGAUUGCUUUGGGUACCGUUGGAAAAAUAGGUUGGUUCGGUGGGAUGAUGGGGUGGGAUUAUCUAUCGUCUUUGUCCUUUGUCAUAUAUGGUCGUGUUCAAUUCUGCUGUCCAUGUUAUUGCUGUGAAGUCGAUUUUCUAUUCGCCGAGUAAGUUUGAUGUUUUUGCUUUCGUGUCUGGAUAAUCAAUCAGUGC
Bipolaris sorokiniana ND90Pr is the source of this 2228-nucleotide messenger RNA. RefSeq lists its product as uncharacterized. The record is from RefSeq and is a predicted model, not a curated record. The transcript has 2 exons. NCBI's taxonomy places the organism in Eukaryota, Fungi, Ascomycota, Dothideomycetes, Pleosporales, Pleosporaceae. The coding region runs from base 1 to 2064 and encodes 687 amino acids.